Messenger RNA from Schistocerca serialis cubense, 954 nucleotides. RefSeq names its product ketohexokinase-like. The transcript has 5 exons. Lineage: Eukaryota; Metazoa; Arthropoda; Insecta; Orthoptera; Acrididae. The coding region runs from base 28 to 954 and encodes 308 amino acids. Gene Ontology annotation, molecular function: kinase activity. The record is from RefSeq and is a predicted model, not a curated record.
CCUCGCCGGCCAGAGAUAAAUACGGCAAUGAGCGACAAAAGAAUUCUCUGCGUUGGACUGAUCUGUCUCGACGAAUUGUUGUACUGUGAAAACUAUCCUGUCGAGGAUUCUGUGGAAAUGGUUGUAGCUCGGGAGCUGAGACCAGGAGGAAAUGCUGCCAACGACUGCGCAGUUCUGGGUGAGCUGGGUGUUCAGUGCGACUUGGUUGGGACUCUCAGCAUUAAUUCACGAUCCGGAAGUUUUGUCAGACAGCAACUGGAAUCAUAUGGUGUCAACCUGAAACUCUGUGAGAUUGUAGAAGACAAAGAAUUCCCUGUCUCGAUUUGUAUAAUUAAUAAGAGUAAUGGCUCACGAACGAUAUUGCAUCAUAGCGGCGAAUGGCCUUGGGUUUCGUAUGAAGCUUUUCUUAAAAUAGAUUUGUCACAGUAUGCUUGGAUUCACCUUGAGGCACGAAACUUCGACCAUCUGAAGAAAGCGACAAAGAGGAUUCUGGCUUGGAAUUCCGGAUAUCGCAGACCUAUCCCGAUGUCAAUAGAUAUGCAAGAUUAUGAUGACCGGUGUCUAGAUAUGAUGCCCACGGCCGAUCUUAUUAUUGUCAGCAAAGAUUUCGCGAGGACGCUCGGAUAUAAGUCAAUGUCUGAUACACUGGAUGGCCUUUAUGGAUACCUCAAACCUGGAGCGACCUUGGUGGUGCCGUGGGGAGAGCAAGGAGCGGCUGCAAAAGGUCCUGAGGGCGUCUUCUUGGCCCCCGCCUAUCCUCCAGAGCGCGUCUUGGACACGCUGGGCGCUGGAGACGCCUUCUGCGCCGCGCUGCUGUCAGCGCUGUCUAGCGGAUGCCCCCUGCAACACAGCCUGCGAUACGCCUGCCAGGUUGCUGGCGCCAAGGUCGGAAUGCACGGCUUCCGUGGACUUCGGGACGUCCUCAGGGAACGCGGUGUACGUUGUGAAAGCUAG